CGCCCUGCCGCGCAACGCCCGCCGGGAGCCGGCCGCAGCCGCCAAGAUGUCGCAGCCCAAGAAAAGAAAGGUUGAGUCGGGGGGCGGCGGCGAAGGAGGGGAGGGAAGUGAGGAGGAAGAUGGCGGGGAGCUGGAGGCGACUCUGCAGCGACCCCGGAGGACUAAACGGGAGCGGGACCAGUUGUACUACGAGUGCUACUCAGACGUUUCGGUCCACGAGGAGAUGAUCGCGGACCGCGUCCGCACCGAUGCCUACCGCUUAGGCAUCCUGCGGAACUGGGCAGCUCUGCGGGGCAAGACCGUGCUGGACGUGGGCGCGGGCACCGGCAUUCUAAGCAUCUUUUGUGCCCAGGCCGGGGCCCGGCGCGUGUACGCGGUGGAAGCCAGCGCCAUCUGGCAACAGGCCCGGGAGGUGGUGCGGCUCAACGGGCUGGAAGACCGGGUGCACGUCCUGCCGGGGCCGGUGGAGACAGUGGAGUUGCCGGAGCAGGUGGACGCCAUCGUGAGCGAGUGGAUGGGCUACGGACUGCUGCACGAGUCCAUGCUGAGCUCGGUGCUCCACGCGCGGACCAAGUGGCUGAAAGAGGGCGGUCUUCUCCUGCCAGCUUCCGCCGAGCUCUUCGUAGCCCCCAUCAGCGACCAGAUGCUGGAGUGGCGCCUAGGCUUCUGGAGCCAGGUGAAGCAGCACUAUGGUGUGGACAUGAGCUGCCUGGAGAGCUUCGCUACGCGCUGCCUCAUGGGCCACUCAGAGAUCGUGGUGCAGGGCCUGUCCGGCGAGGAUGUGCUGGCCCGACCGCAGCGCUUUGCUCAGCUUGAUCUGGCCCGCGUGGGCUUGGAGCAGGAGCUGGUGGCUGGGGUGGGCGGGCGCUUUCGUUGCAGCUGCUACGGCUCGGCGCCCAUGCAUGGCUUUGCCGUCUGGUUCCAGGUAACCUUUCCUGGUGGAGAGUCGGAGAAACCCCUGGUGCUGUCCACUUCGCCUUUUCACCCGGCCACCCACUGGAAGCAGGCGCUCCUUUAUCUGAACGAGCCGGUGCAAGUGGAGCAAGACACAGACAUUUCAGGAGAGAUCACGCUGCUGCCCUCCCGGGACAACCCGCGUCGCCUGCGCGUGCUGCUGCGCUACAAAGUGGGGGACCAGGAGGAAAAAACCAAAGACUUUGCCAUGGAGGACUGAGCGUUACCUUUUCUCCCUGCUACCUCCCCAGAUGGCCUGACCUGCGUGGGAGAGGAUAGGGAGGUUGGAGGAGAAAGGGUGAAUCCCCGUGAUGCAAGUAUUGUUCAACAGUAUCAGGAACAAUGUGCUUGGGGACCAAUUUAUGACCCUGGACACCAGAUGAUCCAAAGGAAACCCAAGGCCUUCGGAGUGAGGACACUUCCAGAAGGAGGAAUGUGUAAGAUCAGCGUCUUAGCACUUUGGACUGCUACUAAUUGCUUGAGGAUAUUAGGGCCAUAGGAAGCAACUACUGGGUCCAAAAAGAGAGCUGCCUGCUUCCCUCAAACAGCUUACGUUUAUUUAGCACUGUGAAGUUUUCCAAAUAUUUUCAUUAAUUCAGUGGACCAAUGGAUAUUUUAUAGAAUAUACAAUGUAAAAGUCAUUGUGAUAAACAUUUAGGAUACAAACCAAUAAAACACAGUGUCUGCCUUCAAAUAUAUAUAUUCAUAAAAUAAACUAAUAAGUAAA
This is a messenger RNA of Nycticebus coucang (slow loris), 1681 nucleotides long. RefSeq names its product protein arginine methyltransferase 6 (gene PRMT6). Bases 47 to 1174 code for a protein of 375 amino acids. Gene Ontology annotation, biological process: peptidyl-arginine methylation. The record is from RefSeq and is a predicted model, not a curated record. Lineage: Eukaryota; Metazoa; Chordata; Mammalia; Primates; Lorisidae. Gene Ontology annotation, molecular function: protein-arginine N-methyltransferase activity. The transcript is spliced from 2 exons.